AUGCCGUCGACGUCGACGUUCUCGUCGCUGUCGAGACGCCUGAAAAGCGAUGAAGGGAUAAAGCGUGCACUGUUGACCGAUGGUAUCGCGGUGAUUAACGACGGGAUCGAUCCCGCAAACGCUCGAGAGCUCGCUCGAGAGCUGUCCCGGUUGAGGUCACUUCCGAAUGGUUUCGAGCGAAACAAGACGGUUUUUAUGAAGGACGGCGAGCGGUACGAGCUCGAGAAGCGCGGGGUGUACGAACGAGAGGCACAUGCGAUGUCCGAAGAGUCAUGGAGAGUCGCGGCGCCGACGUUCGCGGCGAUGGGAUUGGAGGGGUUUCCAGAACGGGACGCGCUGAGCUGUGCGUUGGGAGGUCGAGCGUUGACACGGGAGAGCGUGAAAAUGCAGACGAGCGAGGGCGGGUGCUUUCCGUUACACUUUGAUUCGGAUGCUGUGUUAGAUUCAAGACGGUUGACGAUGUUGUGUUACCUGGGCGUCGGAGACGAAGGGGCCGAGGAGCCGAGGGACUGGAGAAAAGGAGACGGCGGAGAACUGAUUUAUUACGGAUUUCCGAAAAAGGAGACGCUGAUCGAGCCUCGAGCGGGACGGGUUGUGUUGUUUAGCUCAGAGUUUGGGUUGCAUAGCGUGUUGCCGAGCCUCGUGGCGAGGCGUUACAUGUUCACGUGUUGGUUCUUUGCAAAAGAGAGGAGAGAAAUGGACGCGGCACCGCCGCCUAGGCCAGACGACCCAGUUCAGCAAGCGUCGGCGCUUUUGCAUCCAUCGCUUCGGAAACAUCUUACAAAGGUCGUGCUCGCUAAUGAAUGGGCGAAUUCUAUCGAGGGAGCUCAUCACGAUUCGGAGAGUCGCGCAGCGGCUCUACGGACGCACUGGGAUGAAGUCCAACUCAUUUCGCAGGUUCUUGGGCGGAACUACCCGCUCGGUUUGGACCAUAUCGCGCGCGCAAUGAAGAAUGGAGACGAAGAAGCGCUAGCGAGCGGUGUAGAGUGGUUUCCGUAG
Ostreococcus tauri is the source of this 999-nucleotide messenger RNA. Its product is annotated as Oxoglutarate/iron-dependent dioxygenase. The record is from RefSeq and is a predicted model, not a curated record. Gene Ontology annotation, biological process: cellular response to hypoxia. The coding region runs from base 1 to 999 and encodes 332 amino acids. Gene Ontology annotation, molecular function: ferrous iron binding; L-ascorbic acid binding; peptidyl-proline dioxygenase activity. NCBI's taxonomy places the organism in Eukaryota, Viridiplantae, Chlorophyta, Mamiellophyceae, Mamiellales, Bathycoccaceae. The transcript has a single exon.